ACUGUCAAGCGAAGCGAGUGAAAGGAAACCUAUGUUUUUGUUUUGAGUAAAUUUUUAUUGCAAUUUACAAUAGAACUGCAAGUUAUUGCUUUUCCUCAUAUAGUUACGACGCCAAUAAUUUAAUUUGUGUUACAAGCAUGAAGCCAGAGCUGGACAUAGACUCGCUGCGCACGGAGCACGAGUCGGACGAGCAGUGGGCCGUGCGCCGCAGCUUCAUGGAGGAGCACAAGGACAAGUUCUCCGAGGCCGAGCUGGUCACCCUCGCGCAGCUGUUUACUAAUAUUGAGUUCCUCGGAUGCAGAUACAUGAUGGGUAUAAUGGAAGACAUGCACAUUCUUGGCAAAAAGACAAUUGAAGACCGACAGAGAACUUGUGAAGAUCUCAGAAACAGUCACUGGUCUAAGGAAUACCCAUAUUUAGUGCCAAGCGCUGAACUGACAUGGAUCACUUUGGAUGUUUAUUGUCUGAAACACAAAACCUCAAAAUCCUGUGGUGUCACCAAAGUACAAAAGGCUGAAAAGUCUGAAAACAUUGAUAAUAGUGACCAAGUUGGCCAUUUUAAAACUAGUGAUGAAAAAUCAAAGAACUUUGCACAAGUAGUGAAUAAUUGUAGAAAUAAUGCAAACACCAAUAAAUUUAUAAACUCAAGAAAUGGUACAGGAAGUGAAAAUAAAAGAGUGAAAGUGAUCAAAGCAAGCAAGAAGCCUAAGGAUGAUAGAAACAAACAUCUGGUAGAAACUAGACCAAAAUCUUUUUUUGACUUUACCAAUUUUAAUGUGAAGAGAAUAAAUCGAUCAAUUUAUGAAAAAAAUAAACCCAGUGAUACAGAAGAUGGAUUUGUAAAUAUGUUCAAAGAUAAGAAACAGACAAAAUAUCCUGCACGUAAACUGCAUUCUUACCUGACAGACUAUUCACAUUUUGUUGUUUGUAAAGAAAACGGGGAAAAAAUCGUGGACAAUGAUAUGCCAGCAAUUAUGGACAAAAUACAUGAGAGAUUAGAUGAUUUAGAUAUACCUAAAGGUGAUUUUACGUACAUCGGUAUGGUAGAUGAAUUCACUGGUGUUUACUUUUCAAUCAGAUCAGCAGAUAUCACUGAAAAAUUACUUGAAGAAGUAUUUACAGGCAAUGGUAGUACAUUUGUUUUCAAACAGUACAGAAAAGUUAUGUCAGCACUAUUGAUACCAGAUGAGCAGAAAUACAACAGUGUUAAUGUGCUGAAAUGGUUGAAAUAUCAAAAUGAUUACAUGGGAAUUAAGUUCACAAGUUGGAAGAUACUAAAUGAAUACACAUUUGAUGGCUUCAGGAGAGUAUCAAUAAUUAUUCCAAUGAAAGAUGCAAUCGCCUUGCAUAAAUAUAACUAUAAAUUAAACUAUCUGGACACAAAAAUCAAAGUUAUAAUUUAUCCAAAAUCUAAAAGGAAAUUGGAAGCAGACCAAAUGAAGAAGGCUAUGGACAAAAUCGAUGAAGGAACCAAUAAUUUAGUAUUGGAGAGUAAAAGAGAUGGAAAUUCAGAUGAUGAUAUAGUUAGAAAAGAGAAUAAAAGUGAUGAAGCUUGUUGUUCUAACUACAAAUCAAAAACAAAGGAUGAGGAAGUUAAUGAUACAACCCAAGAUACAUCUUCAGACAAUGUACAUGUUGAGGAUGAAUUUGAUUUCGAAAGCAAUGAAAGAGUGAUUCUGUCGCUAGCUGACGAAACUAAAUUCAGACCGUACCCUCUAUUUUUCAUCAAAAAAGAAAAUUCAGAAGAAGAUCUGGAUUUUGGUGAAUGGAAAUACGUGUUUAUGGAUAAUUUCUUCAGGGAAAAACUUAUACUGUCUAUGCCAAAAGCGGAUGCUUUAAAACUUAAGAGAAGAGAAGCUACAUUAACUUAUUAUGGUGUUAAAGUGAAAUCUAAAUUCCCCGAUCUUUAAUUUUGUCUCCGUCUUUUGUCAGCCUACCAGACUCAGAUAGUCUAUUUAAGCUCAAGUGCCUUUUUUGAUAUUCUUUUAUAAGUGACUUUUUAGGAAUAAGGUUGAUUUGUUACGUCUAAAUAAAUAU
This is a messenger RNA of Plutella xylostella (diamondback moth), 2037 nucleotides long. Its product is annotated as partner of xrn-2 protein 1. NCBI's taxonomy places the organism in Eukaryota, Metazoa, Arthropoda, Insecta, Lepidoptera, Plutellidae. The record is from RefSeq and is a predicted model, not a curated record.